Clonostachys solani is the source of this 2127-nucleotide messenger RNA. The record is from the annotation of a GenBank genome assembly. NCBI's taxonomy places the organism in Eukaryota, Fungi, Ascomycota, Sordariomycetes, Hypocreales, Bionectriaceae.
AUGGAUGUCGCCUUACGAAAUGCGGCGCCAUUGAGGCCCGAGAUCGCGCUCGCAAAGGCCAUCUCGGAAUUCGAGAGCAGCCUCACUAAGGAGCACAAGUCCAGCUUUCGCAGCCUCCGAACCCAAGCGCUGAGCGCACCGCCUUCAGCCGAGGAUGUGAUGAGAUUCACGGCCAGCCUCAACAGCCAGAUACAGAAAUCUUCCGCGACCCAUCGCUGCUUUGGCACACGCUUCACCAAUAUCAUGCAAUGCGUCCAGAAGUACGCUGCUCUGGGUGAUGUGGUCGUCGGGGGGUCCCAGAACAUCAUUGCAUGCGGAGUUUGGGCCCUGGUCUGCAUUGGCUUCGGCUCGUACUUGGACAAGGUCUCACACUUCUUCAUGACCGUCGGCCAAUCAGCACCGCGAUAUGAAUCUAUGGCAUUGCUCUACCGUCGGUCAAAGCUGCUGAGCCAGUACAUGUCGAGUUAUUUUCUGGUGAUCGUGCAAACCUGCCAUGAGUUCAUGCUCUUCAGCCGGAAAUCUCUCCUUGGUCAGCUAGCAUCCUCUCUAGAUGACUCUAAGCUACGCGAUGCCCAAUCUAGGUCAGAAAGACUGGGUGCUAAAAUCAGAGAGGAGGUUUCAUUUCUCACAAGCCAGACAGUUGAGAGCGAGGCUAGCGAGAACAACGUUUUCCGCGCGCUGGUUGGGGGUGCUUACUCUUGGGAGACACAACAGAGGAAGCUUCGACAAAGAGCUAAUCUCUUGGAGGCCAUUUCAUCCUCUGAUCACGAGACACCCUUUAGGCAAGCACGAAAAUGUGGUGUUUCAACCGUAUUUCAGGACGAGCCCGCAUACUUGUCGUGGGAGCAGUCGACAGAAUCCACAAGCUUGGUACUUGUUGGUAAGCUGGGUUCAGGUAAAUCAGUGACCAUGGCCAGCAUCGUCGAUGAUUUAUACCUAUCGAGCCAUGACCGUGCGGUUUCUUUCUUCUUUUGCAGGCACGAUAACGCGGAAGCACUCACUGCCAGGGCUGUCAUCGGGUCACUGGGCCGCCAGCUGAUCAACAAAUAUUUCAAAGACUCCCUGCUAGAUAAUGUCGUGGACGGCGUGACUACCAUGUUUAGCUUGGGAGAUGUCCUGAGACUCGUGAAAGAUACCGUGCCACGCGACGCACGGGUUCAUUUUGUCCUCGAUGGGGUGGAUGAGUGUCAAGAAUACGACUCCAUUGAGAUUAUAAAAGCACUUGGAGAAAUGCAGAAAUUCAUGCAUCUGUCCGUCUGUGUAUCUAUCAGAAGCGGCACGCAAGACCACCAAUCCCUUUUCAGGCCAUUGUUGAAUUCUCAAACGAUGAGUAUGCCUGAAAAGAACCCCGACAUCGGCAAGUUCAUCGAAAAGGAGCUAGAAAGAAGGAUAGAUGCCAAGCAACUCGUUCUUGGCCAAGAGGGCCUGGUAGUUGAAAUCCGAGAUGCUCUGAUAAAAGGGGCAAAUGGAAUGUUCUUAUGGGUUGCCCUACAGAUAGACUCGCUCUGUGACGAGAAAUCCGAUGCAGCAAUACGCAGCGCCCUCCAAGACUUGCCACCUGACCUCUUCAGCACGUUUGAUAGAAUUCUACAGAGGUCCAGGAAACUUGCCCAUACGUACCAAACACGAAUUCUCAAAACUAUUGUCGCCGCCCAUCGCCCGUUAACAGUUGACGAAAUUCGAGAGGUCAUCAGCGUGGAGCCAGGCAAUACUGACUGGAGCCCGGAUAUGCUCGUGAAUGACAUUCACGGCGUUCUGGCCUGCUGUGGAAGUUUAGUGACUGUUGAUGAGGAGAAUCUAUCUGUUUAUCUGAUUCACCAGAGCGUGAUGCAAUUCCUCCUCGAGAAACCAACCGCCACCAAUGGUAGUCCGAAUCCAGAGUCGCAUUUCACCAUGGAAGAAGCCCAGAAGCUACUAGGCGAGAGUGUGAUUACGUACCUGAACUGCUCCCUUUUUGAAAGGCAGAUUUCGAAAGACAUCGCUCACGAGGUUCGAGUUGGUGAGCUUCCUUCUCGUGUCAUGCAAGAGGCUCUGGCGCCUGCCGGGGUGGUUGGCCAGUUGGCAAUCCGGUGGUUGAAGUCGGAGUCCAACCUCGAGUUUGAUGCAAAACAGACAUUGACGGAAUAA